Molecule: messenger RNA, 1788 nt
Organism: Neolamprologus brichardi
Lineage: Eukaryota; Metazoa; Chordata; Actinopteri; Cichliformes; Cichlidae
Source: RefSeq, a predicted model, not a curated record
GGUGCCGUUUAGUUUCUCGCGCCGGGCACCGGCUAUCGACGGAAACUUUUAGCUAACUUUCUGUGAGACACAAUGCCCAGAAAGACGGAGAGAAAAAACAGCGACAAACGAGAUGGAAACAAGAAGACACCGAAAAAGGAAAACUCCGAGUUUCCUGCAGAGAAAAGCGGGUCUGGGGACAAAGAGAAGGACCUCUACCUGACACAGAUAGCGUAUUUAACCGACGAGCUGGAGCGAUAUCAGCUGCAAUGUGAUGACCUUGUGAGACAGAGGAAAGACUUGCUGACUCAGCGCAGCACUCUGGAGCAGGAGAACAAAGACACGAUCGCGUACCUGAAGCGUUCCCUGUUGGAGAAGGAGGACGAGGUGGGCGAGCUGUCGCAGCGGCUGCAGAACCAGCUGCAGGCUUCAGAUCAGGAAAGAGACGCCCUGCAGCUGCGGCACAGCCGGGAGAGGCAGGAGCUUCAGAACCGCAUCGAUGAGCUUAUCAAAGAAAACACAGCACUUGCAGAGAGGUUUGCAAGCCUGGAGGCGUUUCAGGGGCAAAAGGAGGAGAUGAUGUCCAGCUUAGAGUCUCUGGAGAAGCAGCUGGCGAGUCAGAAGGAAGAGCACAAAGAUGACAUUCACAGCCUGGAGAUGAAAGCGCUGCUGGAAAAGAGGAGAUUGGAGAGGGAGAUGGCGUCUCACGCUGCAGCCAUGGCAGCAGAGGUGCGGCUCCUGGUGGACCAGAAAGUCCCGGAGACGACCAGGCUGGCGCUGCAGGAGAACACGGAGGUGAAAGCUCGCGUGGGGCAGCUGUCGGAGCAGGUGCAGAGCCUGAUGGAGGAGAAUGCCGCCCUGCGGGGCUGCAAGAGUCAGCUCAGCAUGGAUGUGGAAAACCUGGAAGAAAUGCUCAGAGAGACGUCACGCACCAGCUGCGUCCGUAAGAAGGUGGUGGAGCAGCUCACAGAGAAGUGCCAGCAGCUGCAGGCGGAGCAGAAGGACUGCAGGCAGCGGCUCGAGCAGCUUCAGACCGAACACGCAGGAGCCCUGGGCAAGAUGCAGGCGCUGAGGUCAAAGUUCACUCUGCCGUCCGUACAGAUGAGUCACGUCUCACUCAGGUUCACGUUCACAUUAACGAAAGCAAAGCAGCAGGUGCAGUUAUUACACAUACGGGCUCUUAUUCUCAUUUGUGGUACGUUUAUAUGCAAGAUGAAGAACAUCAUUCAGGAAGCUGCUGUUGCUCUCAGACAAGCACUGAUGGAGGAACACAUGCAGCAGGACUCAGAGGUGGACCAGUGGAAGCAGCUGAUGCAGAGGAUGCUGGUGCUUUUAAGCAGAGACGGAUUUGCCAGCUCCGCUGCUGACAGCGGCAAAGUGAACGAACUGCAGACGCCUGACUCUGCAGCAGCCCGAACAAGAAGUCUGGAUCCAGAUUGGAGUUUCCAGUUCCAGCUGGCCCGCUACAGGCCGGGAGAUCUGGGUUUUGUGCCUCGCCCCGCGCUGAAACACAAAAACGUGCUCCCCAGGAUGGAAGCUGGCUCCAGCAGGAAACCGUCGAGUCUGAAGGCGGACAGCUCUGUGAAGCUCACCGAUUCAGCUGUGACCUCCAAACAGACCAAACUCAAAGGUGCCUCAGCAGCGAACAAGCAGCUAUGGGUUUAUUCCCCCCAGCAGUAAGUUAAUCGUGUCUCAAAUAUAAACUGUUUGGCCAAAAAGGUCACACUGUAAUAUUUCUUUGGACUAACUUUGAUAUGGUACAUAUUCAUUGUGAUAUUAUUUCUAUUUAUAUAACCUUAUGCAACAUCA